CCCCUCACAGGGUGCAGCAGAGGCUCGGGACGGAUUGGCCUGCUCGGGAGGGAGGGGCAGACACGUAAGGGGCGCGGACCACGUGUCCAAGGCCGGCCAAACGGUGACCCAGUCCGGAAACCGGGAGGGUCCCGUGGCGAAAGUGAGCAGAAGGCACCUGUUGGAGGGGCUGGCUGGACUCGAACCUGGUACCACCGGGAAAUGGCCGCAGCCAGGGCUAGCCUGGGCCGGAUCGUCCCAGAGUCCUCCAUCCUGUUCCUAUGCGACCUUCAGGAGAAGUUUCGUCCCAGCAUAGCCUACUUCCCACAGAUUGUGUCGGUGGCCGCUCGAAUGCUAAAGGUGGCCCGGCUGUUGGAUGUCCCUGUCUUGCUGACGGAGCAGUACCCACAAGGCCUGGGCCCCACAGUGCCCGAGCUGGGUGCUCAGGGCAUUCGGCCAGUGAGUAAGACAUGCUUCAGCAUGGUGCCCACCUUACAGAAGGAGCUGGAUGGCCGGCGCCAGCUGCAGUCCGUGCUGCUCUGUGGCAUUGAGACCCAAGUCUGCAUCUUGAACACGGCCCUGGACCUCCUGGACCGGGGACUGCAGGUCCACGUGGUGGUGGACGCCUGCUCUUCUCGCAGCCAGGUGGACCGGCUGGUGGCGCUGGCCCGCAUGAGGCAGAGUGGAGCUUUCCUCUCCACCAGCGAAUCGCUCAUUCUGCAGCUUGUGAGGGACGCUGCCCACCCCCAGUUCAAGGAGAUCCAGAAGAUCAUUAAGGAGCCAGUCCCAGACAGUGGGCUGCUGGGCCUCUUCCAAGGCCAGAACCCCCUCUUGCUGAACUCCAGACCCUGACUUGAGAUGGGAGCAUCAUUUUUCCCUCCUCUCUGAAUCCCACCUGGAGGCCUGCCCUGUGGUAGGGGAGGGGUGUUAUGCCUCCUGCUUAAAGAACUGGUCCUGGAAAUGCUAAUGAACUCUGAGUGCUGGAAGGGGUGUGGGACAUGGGGUUGACUGAGGAGAGGUGGAUGAGGGACUCUGCUCAGGUUCCCCCCAUGAGGUGGCAAACCAAAGGGCAAAGAAGUGUCACAGACUGGGACCCAGACUCCGAAUAAACAUGGAUGUGGCUGUGGACCAAA
Messenger RNA from Peromyscus eremicus (cactus mouse), 1112 nucleotides. RefSeq names its product isochorismatase domain-containing protein 2A. Gene Ontology annotation, cellular component: cytoplasm. The record is from RefSeq and is a predicted model, not a curated record. The transcript has 6 exons. Lineage: Eukaryota; Metazoa; Chordata; Mammalia; Rodentia; Cricetidae. Bases 202 to 831 code for a protein of 209 amino acids.